Molecule: messenger RNA, 798 nt
Organism: Pestalotiopsis fici W106-1
Lineage: Eukaryota; Fungi; Ascomycota; Sordariomycetes; Amphisphaeriales; Sporocadaceae
Exons: 1
Coding region: 1-798 (265 amino acids)
Source: RefSeq, a predicted model, not a curated record
AUGGCCAGCAAGGCAGCGCACAAGCGCCUUACGCGCGAAUACAAGACAAUUGCCCAGAAUCCGCCCCCCUAUAUUACCGCCCAUCCCUCGGACUCCAACAUCCUCGAGUGGCAUUACAUCAUCACGGGCCCCGAAGACACUCCGUACCAUGGCGGCCAGUACUGGGGCACCCUCAUCUUUCCCGCCAAUUACCCCUUUGCUCCCCCGGCCAUACGUAUGCACACGCCAUCAGGCCGCUUCCAGCCAUCGACUAGACUGUGCCUCUCGAUCUCGGACUUUCAUCCAAAAAGCUUCAACCCGGCAUGGGAGGUUAGCACCAUCUUGAUAGGCCUUCUGUCCUUCAUGACGAGCGAGGAAAUGACCACUGGCUCCAUUUCCGGCACAGAGAGAGAGAGAAAAUACUUGGCAAGGCGGUCCCGUUGGUGGAACUCGACUGGUGGGGGCUCGCAGCACAAGGCAGCCCAGAAAGGUAACAUCAAGGCCGGGGAUGGCGGUGCCAAAUUUCGGGCAGAGUGGCCCGACGUCGACAAGGAAAACAAGACAUGGAUGGCCGAGAACAAGAUCGAUCCUGCUACCGGGGAGCCGCUUGGGGGCGCGAGCUGCGGUCCACAGCUAGGAAUUGCUCAGAGCAGUGGCCAGACCCAGGCUGUGGUGGAUGCUGUGGUUCAGCAACGUGACGCGCCCGGUCGUGGCUGGAUGUCAAGCAGAUGGUGGUUCGCAAUCGGCGUUCUCUUAAUAUACACUGCCAUCGCCCGUUGGCUAGGCUGGGAGGCGGAACGACCACGGCAGGGACUGUAA